AUGACCUCUUCGACUCCUCAGCCCACGACGAGUGCUCGGACAGCCUCGUUCCUCGCUGCAUGUGCUGUAGCACUUGUCUCCGGCACCCCGUACCUCUACUCCACCUAUGCCAACCAGCUCACCACUAAACUCGCCCUCACCGCCGUCCAGUCCAGUCUGGUUGCAGCUGGUGUCCACUAUGGAUUGUUCUUGUCAGGUCCUCUCUUUGGUCGACUCGUUGAUAGCAAAGGUCCACGAACGGUGGGGUGUCUGUCAGCGGCACUGCUCGUGGCUGGAUACUCAGGAUUGUCGUGGACUUACACGGGAGCCUUCGGUUCAUUGGGAUUCUUCACGGCUUUCUUGUUCCUCAUCCUUGUCGGUAUGGGGUCCCAGGCGGGUUACAUGACUUCAGUCAGCACCAAUGCCCACAACUUCCAGUCGGCCCGAGGCAUUGCCAUGGGUGUCCCCAUUGCGGGCUUCGGACUGUCGGCGUUGCUGUUUGCCCAGAUCAGCAGCCACUGGUACAAGGACGAUACCCAGGCUUUCCUGUUCCUUGUCGCCAAGGCCAUCGGCUCAACCAUCUUAAUCUCACUCAUAUUUCUCCAAGUCUUUCCUUCUGAGGAUCUGGAGGCCCCCAAGGAUCAGGAAUCGUCAGUUGCUCAUGCCGCGGGAUCUUCUUCUUCUUCGAGCUCUUCACUGGACGAUGACGAUAUCACCGAGGAGGAGGCAGAACAUCGCAAGAGGAACGCUGAAUUGGAGCGUCUCAUUGUUCCUAAGCUUGCUACUUCUGCUUCUCACGGUCACUCGUCAAGCCUCGCUCUCGUUCCCAAAUCUCUGUCGGGAUUCAAGAUGUUCAGGAUGACACGUCACGCACAGUUGUUGAUGCUUGGAACCAUGCUUCUCUCUGGACCGGGAUUGAUGUAUAUUACCAACGCGGGCAACGUCAUCCGUUCCAUUUACCGCGACCACAUUGACGACCCCUCGAAGCCUCCCACGGACGAGGACUUGAUCCGAUUGCAGCAGCUUCAAAACUUUCAUGUUUCGCUGAUCAGUCUGAUGUCCUGUAUUGGACGGAUCUCAAUCGGAAUGAUGUCAGAUCUGGGCAAGCGUGGUGGUGGGAAGUGGUGGGGGAUCAGCCGGGUGGGGUUCCUGUUGUAUGCGGGAGGUUGUGUGUGGUUGGGACAGACGUUUGGAGCUCAAGUCCGGGACAUUGAUGACCUUGUUCGUGUGUCUCUCCUCGUCGGACUUGGCUAUGGCAGUGUUUUUGGUGUAGCACCCGCCAUUGUUAGUGAAUGGUUCCACGUCUCUAACUUUGGCACUAACUGGGGCUGGAUGUCAGUUACUGGUGCAGUUGGAGGACAAGUGUUCAACCUGCUCUUUGGAUGGUUGUACGACCUUGAGGCCCAGCACGAGCACACACUCGAGUGUUUCGGCACCGAGUGCUUCCACAAGUCGUUUGUCGUGGGAUCAAUUUCUAGCUUCAUUGGAGUAUGUGUGCUGAUCUACCUCUCCAUUCUCGCCCGCCGUCCUACCAGCCGUUGUUAG
Molecule: messenger RNA, 1524 nt
Organism: Linnemannia hyalina
Lineage: Eukaryota; Fungi; Mortierellomycota; Mortierellomycetes; Mortierellales; Mortierellaceae
Source: the annotation of a GenBank genome assembly